AAAAGCAAUUUUUAGGUUGAAGAGAUUGCUAAAAUGCCUGGCAAACGGAGUCUAAAGAGACUGGUAUUCACAAGAUUAAGAAUCCAGUAAUGCCUACAACUCAGAGUGGAGAAGAGUGAGGAGCACAAAGCAGAGAUGUGACUGUGUCACUGUGAUCCAUUCUCUGCGCCGUCUCUAUCAAUCCCUAACCCUAAUUCUGAAAUCUGAAGAAACAAAAUGGCACCCAAGAGACAGUUUCUUCCUCUCCUUCUCCUCCUUUCUCUCUCAGCUUUCUUCCUCUACUCUCAUUACCACUCCUCUCUCCACCUCUACCUCUCUUCCCACUCCUUAAACCCUAAUCCUCACCUCAAUCUUCCCUCAAAUCUCAAUCCACCGCUAAACUCAAUUCCCAGUCCCUCUAAUUUCUCUUUCAUUCUCAAAGUCCUCACCUUCGACCGCCUCUCCUCCCUUUCCCGCUGCCUCCGCUCUCUUGCCGCCGCCCACUACGGCCGCGACACCGUCCACCUCCACAUCUAUGUUGACCAUUUUCCUCACGCGGACAAUGUCGGCAAGUCUGAGCUGUUGUUGGAUCAGAAGCUGGACGAAUCGCGCCGGAUUCUGGAGUUCAUUGACGGGUUCGAUUGGAAAUUUGGGCAGAAGGUGGUGCAUUACCGGACUGGGAAUGUGGGGUUGCAGGCGCAAUGGUUGGAGGCGUGGUGGCCCAGCUCCGAUCACGAGUUUGCCUUCGUUGUGGAGGAUGAUUUGGAGGUCUCGCCUCUUUAUUACAAGUUUUUGAAGGCUUUGAUUCAGAAUUAUUACUACAAUUCCUCCAAUUUCAGUCCUUCGAUUUAUGGGGCUUCGCUGCAACGACCAAGGUUUGUUCCAGGUAAGCACGGAAACAAAAUUCAAUUGGAUGAUGAAACACAUAUUUUCUUGUACCAGCUGGUUGGCACUUGGGGUCAGCUUCUCUUUCCAAAACCUUGGAAAGAGUUCCGUUUAUGGUAUGAUAUACACAAGGCCAAGGGCAUCAAGCCAUUUCUGCAGGGGAUGGUAACAACAGGAUGGUACAAGAAGAUGGGUGAGAGAAUUUGGACUCCUUGGUUUAUUAGUUUUAUUCAUUCUCGUGGUUAUUUUAACAUCUACACAAACUUUCUACAUGAAAGAGCACUCAGUGUCUCUCAUAGAGAUGCUGGUGUCAACUAUGGGAAAACAGCUGGUCCAGAUUCAUAUUUACUCGACGAAAGUUCACUUGAUAUUGAUCUUCUGGAGAUGCAACCUCUGACUAAGCUAAAGUGGUAUGAUUUCUGUUUCAAAGAAGUACAUCCUGGAACAGUUGUAAGGAGUUUUGAAGAACUCGGAUCUGUUCUUCACUCUCUGCAAAAACAGGAUACCAUUAUACUUGUGAGCCUGUUUGGAGCAUCUGAAAGAGUCAUAAGGAAUUUGCUGUGCCACUUUGAGAGUUUCAAUAUUCAGAACUACAUUUUUAUGGGCCCGAAUUCGGACUUCCUUCUUGAUCUUGCUAGAAGGGGUCAUCCUGUGAUUGAUGUGGACCAAUUUCUCAGCAGUGUCAGAGCUCAUAAAAUGAAGACUCUCCAAGAUUCUGAUAUGGAGGUCAAGAAGUAUAUCUUAGUAAAGGCGUAUGUAAUCCAGAAGUGUCUGGAGUCUGGGUACAAUUCUUGGGUGGUUGAUGGGAACAUGCUUUUUCUCAGCAGUGCCCCGUUUCUUGAUUUCAUUGAUGCUACCUAUGACUUCCAUGCUGGGAAGACCCCAGAAAUUUUAUUUGUCCGGAGCUCAUCUUCUGCCCGGAAGAUUUGGGUCGAUGAUUUUAUUCACAAAGUGGCACUAAUGGUGGAUUCUGUUCUGGGAAUGGGAAGAGGUCGAAUACCAACAACAGAAGGUAAAACAUUUGUGUAUAUAGUGGGAGAGUUGUUCAAACAGGAGGGCAUGAGGAUUAAAUGGGUCGAUGAGGGAACACUGGGUUUAGAGAUUGAUUCCAGAAAUGCUAAUCAGACCUCUCAGGGGAAUGGAAAAAAGAUGGUUUUCUGGUCCCCGGAAAUAGGCUCAGAUAUGAUUCAGAAACGGCUUGAAGAAUUGGGUCUGUGGAUCAUAGAUAGUGACUCUUCUUGUACGGCUGUUGUAUGUCACCAAUCAUAGCAUCUGGUUAAAGUUGUAAUUUUGAAGCCCCACUAUUUUUUUUGGUUCGUAGAAGCAUGAAUAUUGUUCAUAUUCUUUUCACGCCCCCAUUUGAAGUUAUUGAAUCUUUUUGGUAA
Molecule: messenger RNA, 2249 nt
Organism: Vitis riparia (riverbank grape)
Lineage: Eukaryota; Viridiplantae; Streptophyta; Magnoliopsida; Vitales; Vitaceae
Exons: 3
Coding region: 217-2133 (638 amino acids)
Source: RefSeq, a predicted model, not a curated record